Cyanistes caeruleus (blue tit) is the source of this 1884-nucleotide messenger RNA. Its product is annotated as prolactin-releasing peptide receptor-like. NCBI's taxonomy places the organism in Eukaryota, Metazoa, Chordata, Aves, Passeriformes, Paridae. The record is from RefSeq and is a predicted model, not a curated record. Gene Ontology annotation, molecular function: neuropeptide Y receptor activity; neuropeptide binding. Gene Ontology annotation, cellular component: neuron projection; plasma membrane. Gene Ontology annotation, biological process: G protein-coupled receptor signaling pathway.
AGCUCACAGGCUCGUCUGUGUUUGAGUUGUGGAGAAGCUGCUUUGGCCACAGGGGCUCCCAUGGCUCCGCUGCCCAAUGACUCCUGGCACAACGGCUCAGCCCUGAUCUUCACCGGCCUGGACCUGCUCCUGGAGCUGAAGCCGCUCUUCAUCCCGCUCUACGCCACGCUGGUGGCGGUGGCGUGCCUCGGGAACCUCUUCCUCAUCCUCCUCAUCGCCCUCACCAAGAAGCUGCACUGCACCACCAACUUCCUGAUCGGGAACCUGGCGGUGGCCGACUUCAUCAUGUGCCUGGCCUGCGUCCCUCUCACCGUGUCCUACGCCUUCGAGGAGCGGGGCUGGCUCUUUGGCAUGUUCAUGUGCCACUUUGUCACCCUGCUGCAGGCCGCCACCGUCUUCGUGUCGGUGCUGUCCCUCACGGCCAUCGCCAUCGACCGCUACGUGGUGGUGGCGUACCCGAUCCGCAGGCGGAUCAGCCGCAGGGCCUGCGUCGGCCUCGUGGCCUGCAUCUGGCUGCUCUCCAUCGUGGCCUCUGUGCCCACCUCACUGCACACCCACUACUUGGACCUCAACGCCAUCGGCCACGACAUGAUCAUCUGCGAGGAGUUCUGGAAGCACGAGGAGAGGGAGCGGCUGCUGUACUCGUGCCUGAUGCUGCUGCUCUCCUACAUGCUCCCGCUGCUGGCCGUGUCCAUCUCCUUCUGUGCCAUCACCCACCACCUGCGCAGGAGGAACGUGCCGGGGGCCGCCCAUCCCUGCCGGGACAAGUGGACCAGGACCAAGCACAAGACCUUCCGGGUGCUCAUCAUUUCCGUGGUCUGCUUUGCCAUCUGCUGGCUGCCUCUGCAGGUGGUCAACUUCAUCCGGGACAUCGACGAGGAGUUCACCAUCCUGGACAAGAGGUACGUCAAUGUCAUCCAGGUCUCGUGCCACCUGAUCGCCAUGAGCUCUGCCUGCUACAACCCCUUCAUCUACGCCUCCCUCCACGACAAGUUCUGGUUCCACCUCAGCAGCUACUUCUACCGCAAGAAGCAGAGCUCCAGGACCAUGUCCUGCAAGGCUUCCCGCUUCAACACCUGCUCCACCCUGGCAGACGCUCCCACCGGGGCCUCGGACAAGAUAGCUUUGCAAUCCAGGUUACCUUAGCCGGAGGACCUUGAGGGAUUGGGUUUGCACAGCCCUAUAUCCCAAACCAUGGCUGGGACAUAUCCCUAUAUCCCAAAUCGUGGCUGGGUGUAGUAGGUGUCCAGUGCUACAUUUGGAGCACAAAGACUUCACCCAUGGUUAAUGCAGGAGGUGGGUCAGUGUCUGAGCAAGGCAAACACCCAUUGUGUAAAAAACCCUUUGGAGAGCGCACAUCUUCAUUGUGUAGGAUACAGAUUGUUCCUAAGCAACAGGCAGCACUUUGUGCCACGGGGAGAGGUCGACUUGCACGGGGAGCCGUGAAAUUGCUGUGCAUUUAUCCUUUAAAAUUGUGGCUUACUGGUGAAGGAACAAUGUAGGCUCGGAGAUGUGCAUUCUGCAGGUGCAGAUGGGAGCAUGUGGCUGCUGACAACAGGUGGCUGGUUUGGAAUGGGAAUGACUUCCAUAACCUGCUUGUCCUGCUGGAGGAGCCGUCCCCGUAACCUGACAGGGCAUCCCAGAUUCUCCAGCCAAAGCUGCAGAGGCAGCUGGGCACAUCCAUGGAGUCAUCACUGCUCUUCAUGGGCAAGCAGGACUCAAAAGACCUCUAGUGAUGAGCUUGCUGGGAAUGAUGUCUCCAAUUCUGCUCCCAGGGAAGUUUAUCUUGGUGGAUGUCCACGUUUAGGGUCCUGCAGUGGAGGUGGGGGUCCCAGUACCAGGCUGUUCUAUCCCAGAAGCUGCCAGAUGAAGGGUGGGCUUGCU